UUAUCAAUGCUGGUGGGUGCCCUGUCAGAAUCAGACUUGAUUUAGGAACAGAAAAUGGCCAUAUGGCUGAAAUGCAGCAGUUUUUGCAUUUUCCUUGGAACCAAGUACAAUCCGACAGUGUCACCUUUGGUCCAAGCUCUGGAAACCAGCAUAUUGAAAGAUGGUGGCUGACCUUGCGAAGAAGAACUUAAUGAGGUUGUAUUGACUUGGAACAACCUGAGUCCAUCAAGUCUAUAACUCACGAUCACCCCAUGGACGUCCCUCCAUAUUGCAUGCAGUCCCUCAUCUGUACGGAGGCAGAGAGUGUUUGCACUCUGUGGACCUGGAGAAGGUUCACGUCUGCCUUGUCGAGUGUGUGUUCAAGAACCUCAUUUGUAAUUGUUCAUCUCAACUUAAUGCCUUUGAGCAAAACAAAUGUGCCCCCAAAUCUUCAGAUACGAUUACCUCCUGAGGUGAACAGAAUCCUGUACGUCAGAAACCUUCCUUACAAGAUCACAGCGGAGGAAAUGUAUGAUAUCUUUGGGAAGUAUGGACCAAUACGUCAAAUCAGAACAGGGAACACACCUGAAUCAAGAGGAACAGCUUACGUGGUUUAUGAAGAUAUCUUUGACGCCAAGAACGCCUGUGACCAUCUGUCAGGCUUCAAUGUCUGCAACCGUUACCUGGUGGUCCUCUACUACAACGCAAACAGAGCUUUCCAGAAGAUGGACAUAAAGAAGAAAGAGGAACAGCUGAAGCUUCUAAAAGAGAAAUACGGCAUCAACACAGACCCUCCAAAGUAGCCUUCUGGAAACCCCAUCGCCUCUCACCUCCAUGUUCAAAAUCUUUCUUUCUAUUUCUACAAGCCUCACAUGUUCCUUGGUUUAUGCUGGUAAUCAUUUACUGAUACAGUUGUUGUUUUUUUAAAUAAUUUUGUUGAAAUGAGGGGUUGUUUUUAUUAUUUCCAUGUGAACACUGUUUAGAGACUGGCCGUGUGAGACUUUCCUAACUUUGGCUGGUAAUCCUGUCAAAGUACUUGACAGGCGGGACAAACUUCUUCAGCAAUCAACAGGUUUACCCAGGAUUUACAUAGUCCCUGGCGAUAGUAUUGACCCGUGGUAAGAUGUAGAAAUCUUCCACAGCAAGUUAUUUUUCACUCUCUUGGUUAAUCUUUUCAUACAUCUUUGAUCUUUUUAAUUUAAAGCCAAUCAUGCUCAAGCAGUGUGUGAUACGAAAUUGAGUUGAUGAGUACCGACUGUGUAAAGUAUAUGGUUUCUGUAAAAUAAAUGUUCCUUUUCUUAAA
Messenger RNA from Cottoperca gobio, 1282 nucleotides. RefSeq names its product splicing factor 3b, subunit 6 (gene sf3b6). Gene Ontology annotation, cellular component: nucleus; cytoplasm. Bases 252 to 782 code for a protein of 176 amino acids. The transcript is spliced from 5 exons. The record is from RefSeq and is a predicted model, not a curated record. Lineage: Eukaryota; Metazoa; Chordata; Actinopteri; Perciformes; Bovichtidae. Gene Ontology annotation, molecular function: mRNA binding.